Molecule: messenger RNA, 986 nt
Organism: Cicer arietinum (chickpea)
Lineage: Eukaryota; Viridiplantae; Streptophyta; Magnoliopsida; Fabales; Fabaceae
Product: large ribosomal subunit protein uL22z
Biological process (GO): cytoplasmic translation
Cellular component (GO): cytosolic large ribosomal subunit; ribosome
Molecular function (GO): structural constituent of ribosome
Source: RefSeq, a predicted model, not a curated record
GCAUGUCGUUCAACGGUCCCUCCGUAACCACCACAGGAACACACCUAAACGCAGCGCUUCACCCAAAGACAAAACGUCGUCGUUUCCGCUUGAAAUUGGGCCGUGGGCCUAGUAUCCCCGUCUCACAAAGAAAUAACAUAGAAAGAGAAUGGGUUUUAGAGCCGCUAUAUAAACUGUCAUACCAUCAUCUUCUAGUUGCCCUGAGCCCUAAUUCGUUUUCUGCAGGUUCCGCCACAACCCCGUCGUCAUGGUCAAGUACUCAAGAGAGCCCGAUAAUCCCACCAAGUCAUGCAAGGCCAGAGGUGCUGAUCUUAGAGUUCAUUUCAAGAACACUAGGGAGACUGCCUUUUCUAUCAGGAAAUUGCCUUUGACAAAGGCCAAGAGGUACUUGGAGGAUGUUCUUGCACACAAACAGGCCAUUCCAUUCAGGCGUUUCUGUCGUGGUGUUGGGAGGACAGCUCAGGCCAAGAAUAGACACUCUAAUGGACAAGGAAGGUGGCCUGCCAAAUCAGCCAAGUUCAUUCUAGAUUUGCUCAAGAAUGCAGAGAGUAAUGCCGAAGUGAAAGGUUUGGAUAUUGAUGCUCUUUACGUUUCUCAUAUCCAAGUUAAUCAAGCACAAAAGCAAAGACGUCGAACAUACAGAGCCCAUGGAAGAAUUAACCCUUACAUGUCAUCUCCAUGCCACAUAGAGUUGGUAUUAUCUGAAAAGGAAGAGGCGGUCAAGAAAGAGCCUGAGACCCAGUUGGCACCAAGCAAGAAGAAGGCUUAAGUUCUUUAUGGUUGCUCUUUGUCUUGAAUUCCUAAAUUAUGUCAAGACAACAGUUUUGUUGCCCGUGUUAAUUUUUCUUCGAUUAUCUGUAUCAGAUAUUUGUAGGUAAUUUGGGAACAUGUGGUUUUUAUCAUGAUAUAAUACUUCAACAUUAUCCAAUGACUAUUCACUACUUGAGUAUUUAAAUAGUUAAAUAUCUCUGGUUUGCAGAACAUAA